GCCUUGUAUAUAACCACUUGUAUAACAAAUUCAUCCCGUAGUCCACCUUAGUUUAUACGCAACCUUAUCACUCAUCAGGUAGCCCGCCAUAGAUAAAAGAUAAUAGUUGACCAAUAAACAAUAUUUUUGAGCUGACCACUAUAAUCACUGACUAGAUUAGCUGCAGCUGAUGAUGAUUUUGCGAGACCACCGCGCAAGGAUGUUGCAAAAUCGUUACCACCGACCGGCCGCCGGGUUUCGUCAAGGAGUAAAUUGUAGUGUGGUGUAUUAUGUGUGGUAGUUGCCUCUCUGAAACCGCAUAACCAUAAAAAAAAAAAAAAAAAAAUAAACUAUCAAUGUUUUUUCACGUUCCUAACAAAAAGAAUCACAAAAGUUUUAACUGUGACACCGUAGUUCAUUCACGUUUCAGUGUCUCGACUAUGAACGCGUCCCAACGAUCCUUGAUAAUGAAUGUAAUGCUUCCGUAUUUAUAGUAGUCGUAAUUCGUAGUGCGUAGGUACGCGCCGCACAAGAAUUUGUUCGUGGUGUCAAGUCGAUCUUUGGGAUAUCGCGUGCUGUUCAGUUUGCGGUGUGUCGGCGCACGAGAUAACGAUUUCAUAGUAAUCUCUAGUCAAGCGAGCCGGUCCGAACGCGGCACUCCGCUGUUAUACUGUUGCUGUCGAGUUAUCCACCGGUUUUCUCGAGCUGUAUGUCGAGUUGAAAACGUUUCGUCUCAGCGCGAACGGCACACAUACCGCCGCGGUGGUCACCCAUGAGUGUUUAGGUAUGUUUAUUCUAUUCUUGGUGGAUAGUAUGUUGUACGAUAUACUCCACAAUUCAUGUAGUCCCAUCGACAUUAACCAGUCUUGAUUUUCGUGUGUAUUAUAAAUAAAUUGUAAUAUAUAUAUGUCCUGUUAGACUAAUCGACUUAUGGAAACCUCAGAAGUCGACACUUCCAUGCUGAGUACUUUGCACAGUAACCGAUACGAUUACUUGCGAACAGACGACAAAGAAAACUAUUCUGACUCGGUGUUUUUGGAAGAGAACCUUGAUAAAGAACUGCCAAAAACAUUACCUGAACUGUCGGACAUCACGGAUAGCGAUACCUACCUACGUACUCACGAACCUUCUCAACAGAUGACCAUUGAUAGUUCAUGGUGAGUUGUCAAUAACCUGUUGAUUCAAUUAUUGUUUAUUUGUUAAUAAUGAAUAGGUAUGUUAUUCAUAUUUGUAUCGUUCCUACUCAGUCUAUUUGUUUAUUACUUUAUUUGACUUUUUUUUGAGAGAAGUUACCAUAAUUAUUUGACCACAUACUUACUAUCAUUAUACAACCAUAACUGUAACUUAAGUGAUAACUACUGCUGUCAUAUUUAGAUUUCCAUUUACCUAGUUACAUAUUUAAAAAAAAGUAUUUUGUCCUUUUGAUCCCAAAAUUAUUAUACAUUUAAUUACAUCUCUGUGUACUUAAAAAUUAAAAUAAAGUUGUAAUAUUUUAUACCCUUUGCCUGCCCCUAUGCUCGAUUGAAUAGGUGUUAUUUAAAUAUUUUGGAAAACAUCCCUACAUAUUAUAUUUGAACGCUUUAUUCAAUUUUAGUAUAAAAAUUAAUAUUUUAAUAAUUAAUUUAAAAAUAAUAUAAAAUAACACUACCUAAUUAUUUAGUUAAGUAAUGUAUUUAACAAUUUAAAAUAAGGUAAACAUAACUCUUUCCUUUUACCUACUAAAAAAACAAAUGCUUAGGUAGUAAGUAAAAUUUAUAUUAUACCUACAAAAUUAAUAUAAAUUUAAAAUUAUUUAAAUAAAAAAUAUAAGUCUUUAACAUUAAUUUAUUUAGAAUCUGCAGAAAUUGUUAGCAUAGUUCUAGUUUAGCCACCUAGCUAAUUUUGAUUUUUUUUUUUUCAAAAUGUGUUAGGGUGUAAAAUAAUAAAAAAAAAUAGUCAAACUUUGUUUGGAAUAUAUUUAUGAAAAACUUCAAAAAAUUUGGAUUUUCCGUAUCACUUCAGGAGGCUUUGCAGAACAUUUCGUUUGAAAAAAAAAAAUUAAAAGUGUACAUUUUCAGCUAUUUUUCAUACAUUUUAGACUAAUUUCAAAAAUGCUAUUUUCAAGGUUUGAGUACAGGUUUAACUUUUAAAGUAAGUAUGAUAGGUAAGUUUUGAUUUUAGAAAUCGAUUAUGCAUUAAAAACCACACAUUUUGAACCAUAGAAAAUAUUUUAUUCUAAGCAUUAUUUUUUUAAAAAUUGCAGCAAACUAUAUAGGUACUUUUUGAAAGUUUUCACUAAUAUCUUACAAACAAUGUUUAUUUUAUUUCUUUAUUUUAUACUCUCAUUGUACCUGCAAAAAUAUAUUUUGAAAAAAAAAAAAUGCUAGAUUGCUAAAGUAAAAUUAUUCAAAAUCAUUAUUCACUUAAUUUAAAAAUAUACUAAUUAUACAAAACUUAAUAAAUCUAUUAUAUUUAAUCUUAUUUUUUAUAAUCCCUUUUAUUAAAUGAAGUAAUACAUUUUAUAUUUAUUUUCUUAUAGGUACUACUGCUCAUUUAAAAUGUGGGUAUUUACAUGGUCACAUCUAAUAACAUUCUAAAUAUUCUAAUGAUUAUUUUAGAUUCUGAGUGGAAUGAGGUUUUACAAUGAUGUUUAUUAUUAUUAUUUUUUUUUAUGUUUACACUUUUUCUACCAGAAAGUAUACUUUGAUUGUCAAGAAUCGAGCACCUUUUUUUGAAAUUCUCAUUAAUAUUCCAGAUAAUGAGAAAACCUUGGUCUUAAGGUUAAAAAAUAUUAAAAAUAAGAUUGUCAUUGGCAACCGUUUUUAUUUAUUUUUUGUUAUUAAAUUUUUAUUAUUUUAAUCUUUUUUAAACUAUCAUUGUUGUCAUGGAAACACACAUUGUUUUAAUAAUUUUAUAUUAAUAUGACAAUGCCAUAUAUUGUUGUAUUGUUAACAAUGCAACAUUAUUAACUUAAUUCAGCUCGGAAUGGUUUUUUCAUUAGCAAUGAUUUAUCGUUGCUUACAGAUAUACAUUAAAUUCCCUUCUGUAGCCUACUUUCACAACUUCCCACCUUCACCUCCAACAUUGGAAACAUCAAGUAUCAGCUCGUUUUUUUAGUAUUUUAUUUUUAAUUUUAAUUUAUUUAUAUUAUUCAAGUAAUUAUGUCUCAUCAGUUAUAUAUAAUAGAAUAGUAAGAGGAAUGAAUACCAAUUGUUUAUUUAUUUUAUGUAACAUGUACCAAGAUACACUGUAGUAUAUCAAUUUUAAUCAAUUUCCUUCAAUCAGUCUGAUUGAUGUAUUUUUUUUUUAUGUUUUUAUGUUUUUUUUUUUUGUGAAGCUUCUUAAUUUCUGAAAACAAAUUUGAAUUAAACAUAAAAUGUACAUAAUAUCUGUCACAUAACUUUUUUGAAUAAUUGUGUAUUUCAUUGAUGUAUAUAAAAAAAAACUACAUAUAAUUGAAAAAGUGGCCUGGCAUGAGAUAUGGUUUUCUUUUUACACUGAGUGACUGAAAUCAAAUUUGUUUUCAUAAUUUGUAUAGCUUUACUUUCUAGAUCAGAUUAGUUGAAUGUAAAUUAGUCUAAAUUGCUAUACUGUGUAUCUUUGUGUUACAUAAAGAAAUACAUUAUUUGUAUUCAUUCCCCUUACUAUUAUUAUUUACAUGAAUGACAGGAUAUAAUUACUUAAUUAAUAUAAAUAAAUUAUAAUUAAAAAUAAUCAUUAAAAUAUUUAGAAUAUUAUUAGAUGUGACCAUGUAGAUGCCCACAUGUUGUAUGAGUAGUAUGGGCAUAAGUUCCCCCAACUAUAUACCAUCUUAAUAUAUUAUUAUUUGUUGGUAAUACAAAAACAUUAACACCAAUAAAUAUUGUUUUUUUUUCUAUUGAAAAAUCUUGAAAAUAAUGUAAUAAAUUAUAUAUAUGUAUAUAUUUUUUUAAUAAACUUACAAUUUAUAAAAUUACCACUGACUAGUAUGAUUAAAGUUUUAAGAAUCAUCACUGUACUCUAGGUUGGGAAAAAGUAUUUUUACACACUAUUUUAGUAACAUAAAUUCCUUAUUGAUGCUCAAUAGUGUCAUUAUAAAAAUUGAAUUUAUACACAAGAUGGUUUUAACCCGUUCUUUUUUUUAAAUUGUACAGCUUGUUUAUCUUCUUCUUGCAUAGCUAAAAUGCUUCGCAGGACCAUCAUUUCAUACCCAAUCCUCUAUCCUAUCCAAUGAUUUUUCUUUACAAUUUAUGCCUCCGUCUAGUAUGAUUCCAAGCCCUUUUUAACUUAAGUCUAACAACUAGUUUAUAAGUUUUCAUUAUUCAAAGUAUUAUACAUGUAUAUAUUAACAUUUGCAGAGUUACUUAUUUAAUCUAUUACAGUAUACUUAAUUACUUAUAAAUAUGUUUUUUAUUUACUAUUUUUAGGAAUGAUGAUUCAGCAUCGUGUUUUCCUACAUCAACAAACUCAAAUUUUCCUAUAGCGCUUCCUGGUCCCGCUGACUUUGAAGAGUUUAGUAGUAUUCAAAACGUGUCUAGACCUGAAACUCCUGGACUAGGAAUAAAUGCAAUUUUCACUGCCGAUGAGGAUUUAGCUGACCCAACUGCUAAAAUUGGUGUUUGUGGCCUUAGGAAUCUUGGUAAUACAUGUUUUAUGAGUGCAGGCUUACAAGCUCUCUUAUCUACUGAGAGUCUAGUAUCAUAUUUUUUGCAUUUUGAUGGUGAUGGAUCAGAAGAUGCAUUAAUUGGACAAUUUUCUGAUCUUGCCAAACGUUUUUGGAAUGGCCAGUUCAGUAUUAUUAAUCCUCAACAGUUCAAAUAUGUGCUAGGUAAACGAUAUGCACAGUUUCGAGAUUGCAGUCAACAUGAUUGUCAAGAAUUUUUGGCACUUCUGUUAGAUAGCCUAAAUGAAGAACUAUUGCUGCAUUUUGCCAAACAUUAUAAAGUAACGUCGCGUAAAAAUCGUAAAUCUCCAAAUCCUAGGAAGCUAUUACCACGUGAUGUUGAUGAAUUUGCUAUUACUUCGUCUGAAUAUGAAUUACCUCAAAAUGUAUGUGAAAUUUUAUCAGAACAGACAAUUAUAACAGACAAUUUAUCUGAGAAUCAAGACUUCUUACAAAAGAAAUUAAAUAAUUCUGACUCUGAUCAGUUUCUGUCACCCAUUGAUAGUACUAUAUAUUCAGGUGAAUCAGAAAACCUCAAAGCCAAAAUUAAUGUUAGUGAUUUGAUAAAUGGAAAAAGAGAAAUUUGUUGUGAUUCUUCAUCUGAUUCGAGACUUUUAGAUCUCAAACGUGUAAAAUUAAAUGAUAAUAAAAUAUCUAAAGCAGAGCUAGUAGAAGCUGAUUCCAUUGGAUCUACUGUUAUUGAAAAGCGAAUUCAACAAGAGUCUAUAAUUAAUAAAAUAUUUCAAGGACAAUUUGAAAGUACUGUGAGUAACAAAUGUAUAUUUUAUAAGCCAAAAUUUAAAGACAUACUACCACAAAAAUUGUUUACAAUUAAAAACUAAUUGGAAAUUUGUUUUGUAGGUUACUUGUCUUGAAUGUAAAUAUGUUUCUGUGAUGCACGAACCUUUUAUGUAUUUAUCUGUACCUUUACCUUAUGCUACUCAACAACAAAUGUGUAAGUUAAAUAAAUAAUAAUGUUUACCAUGAAUAAUAUUUGACUAUAUAAUAUAUUUUUAGAUGUAACAUUUGUUAGUGCUACAAACAAACCACCUAUUAAGUACCUGAUUACAGUUAAUAAGCAGGACGAAAUAAAAAGAGUUAAAAGUGAAUUGGUGGAUUUGAUAGAUGAAAAUUUACAUCCUGAUAUGCUUGUUGUAGCCGAAGUUUUUAACAGACAUAUUUCAAAAAUAUUAGUAAACAUAUUAAUUAUUUAUACUUUGGUUUGUAUUUCUGAUUUAUAAUUCAACAUAAUUAAUUUAAACAGAGUGAUGACCAUCUUGUGAGAAGUGUUGAUUAUAUUAAUCGUGAUUUGUACGCCUUUGAAGUAUUGGAAAUAAAUUGGGAUUUUAUGGCUGGUGAAAAUGAAGAUUAUACUGAAGGAGAAAUUAAUACUGUAAGUCCAUUUUAUUUGUAAUUAUUUAAUUUCCAUAGUGUCCAUUGCGCUCAGUAUUUUUCUAAAAGCAAACGGUUUUUACAAUACAUUCUUGAGAUUUUGUUUUGUUUUUUUUUUUUUCCAUAUUUAUAAUCUAGCUAAUAAAGUUUUAACUAUCUAACAAAUAUAAUUUUAUAAUUUUUAAGUGGACAGUAAAUAUUAAAAAAAAAAAAAAAUACAUAUGAAGUUUAGAUUCUGGGGUAAAUGUUUAAACAUCAAAAAUCAUAAACAAUUAUUUCAUUGAAAUAUCAUAUACUUAGUAGAGUUUACAUUUUUAAAAUAAAAAAUAUGUAAUACAUCUUUAUUUUUCAAUGUCUUCUGUUUUUAAAAGAUGAAAGGUACAAAUUUCAAAAUAAAAAUUUUAAGAAAUAUAAUCACUUUAUUUGCUUUGCUAAUCAUAUGACAAGAUACUAUACUGUAGGUUAUAUCCUAGAAAUAAUAUGCCCAGUUACUAAUGUUUGUACAGUUAUCUCUGAAUGACCCAUAGAAUAUUUAUUGAUAAAUGGAAAAGACCAUUUGAUGAAAGUUCAAUUGUCCUUGUUGUACUAUUAUUUGCAUAUGACUCCAGCCAAACACAAAUAAAAUAAUAACAUUUUUAAAAGAUUAUGUAAAACAAAGUCAGUAAUAUGGGACUAAUAGGACUAAAAAUAAAUUAUAUUUUGUUCUUAUUGUUGUGUAUGAUCUUAUGAAGAUCUUUUUAAUAGACCUUAAUCAAGUUACUAAUUUAGUUUGUUCUGAAUUUUAAAUGAACAAAUGUAUUUUUCAUGCAAUAGAUAUUAAUAUGUAUUUAUUUUACUUUAAGAUUGUUUUAUUAUUAUUAAAUUAAUAUUAUUACUAUAGGAACCAAUGGACAUAGAUUCUGGAGGAGCAGCAGAACAAGGAGAUACUUGUACGAUAUGUUUAGAAUGCAAACCUGAUAUGGUUUAUCAUAAGGAUAUGAAAGAUUGUACUUGUGUGUUGUGUGAAGAAUGUAUUAAAAUGAGCUGUGUUCAUUCUAGUGGAGAAGAUGAUAAAAUGGACUGUCCUGUUUGCAGAGAGUUUAUAGACCCAAAGAUAGACCUGAUUCCAAUUGAUCAAUCUACCAGUAAUGUAAAUCAAAUAUUACGACGUUUGACUAUUCCAAUUGUGAUAAAACAAGUUGAUGAUAAAAGUUUAAUUGGUCGACCUGCAUUAGUUCGUUUACCAAAUGAAGUUCCUGCUGAGAUACUUUAUAUUGAAGUGGCUAAACUACACCCUUAUACUGAAGACUUUUCACUAUCUUUAGUCGAUGGUCAAGGGACCAUGUGCUCCAGAUGUAUGUGGGAUGUACAUUGUGGUGGUUGUAUAAUACCUAAAAGUGGUAUGGUUAGGUUUCGUAGUGGAGAUACACUAGCUGUAAUUUUUGAAGAUUAUAUAGAUGCUAAUUUGUUGGAGACUGAAUUGCAUCCAGGGUCUACUGAACAAAUGCGAUCAAAUAACCCACUCACAAUAUACGAUUGCAUAAAUGAUUUUUGCAAAAGGUAAUAAUUUUUCUUUUGUCUAUGAAUUAAUUAAAUCCUUCACGUUUGAUGAUCUUUUAAUUAAAAUAUUUCAAAUUUGUUCACGGUUGCAAAGGUUGAGUUUUAUCUCUAAUUAAAAUUCACUACAAAUUCAUUAGUCUUCAAUAAGAUUAAGAUUAUACUUAACAUUCAUAUUGGUGUACCAAAUAACCAUGCUAUUAUUUAAAAUGUUCAAUUUCACCAUUUUAUACCAACUAUUAUUACUUUUUGUUAUCAUUCUGGCACACAAAUAUUAAUGAUAUAGGUGAAAAAUAAUAAACUAAUAAUUCAUUGUCAUUUAUUUAAAAUUAAAUUAUGGUUUUAAUUUGUUGUAUAGUGAACUAUUAGAUGAAAAUAAUCCUUGGUGGUGUCCAUACUGCAAAAAGAAUCAGUGCGCCACCAAAACAUUGUCCAUAUCUAAGUAUCCUAGAUGUCUUAUUGUAUACUUGAAAAGGUAAUAAAAAAAAAACAAAAACUAUUAUCUAAAAAAUAAAUUUAACAAAUAUUUACCAUUUUAGAUUUGUUUUUCAUGAAAAUUGGGGAAUAAAACUACAAGACAGUGUAGUAUUUCCUCUAGAUGGUUUAAUAUUGGACAUAAAACAAGAAAUUGUAUAUGAUUUGUAUGCGUGUGUUUGUCAUACUGGAAGUAUGUUUUAUAAAUAAAAAAAAAAGUAUUAUUGGAUAAUAAAAAUGUAAUUAAUAGUUAUUUAUUUUUAUUAUAGGUACUUCUAUGGGUCAUUAUACAUCAUACACUAAACAUUGUGAGUUAGAAGAUUGGUAUUGUUAUAACGAUGAAAUUGCAACUAAAUGUAAACCUGGGCAAGAAGAAUAUUGCAAUGCAUAUAUUUUGUUCUACAAGAAACAAGGUAAGUAAUUAUUUAAAACAUUAGAGUUUAUAUAUUAAUGAAUAAAACACUUGUAAAAUAACUUUUAAAAUACUUAGUAACUUAGCAAUUUUUCCCAAAAGGUUGACUUUGCAAUUAAUAACCAAAUUUGUUAAUUUAUGUAUUAUUUCAAUAUCUGCAUAUCAACUCUUAGCAGUUUUUAGAUAGUACUGUCACGUGAUAGAGCAAGAUUUAAUUUAUCUCUUACGAAAAUGACCAAAAAUAAUUUAUGUGUGUCAAAACUAGGUGCUCAAAAAAAAAAAAAAAAAAUAAAAAGUUUAAUAUCAAAAUUAAUGUUCAAACUAUCAACUUGAAAAUUUGAGUUACUACCGUUUUUGUUAUGGGUAUCUAUUUGAAACUUGUUUGUUUUGGUAUGAAAAUAUAUUAGAAAGUUCAAAAAUAUAUGAGUUCCAUUUAUAUUUAUAACAAUAUAAAUUAUUUAUAAAUUUUAAAAUAUUUACAAUAUAAUUAUAGCAUAUUUCAAUUAAUGUUUCAGGUUAUGAUGAUGUGGAUUCAUCAGGACAAUGAAGAUAUUAAAAAUAAAUACUAUAGGAAAUUGUGGAAAAAAAAUAAUAUGACAUUUUAUACUUAUGCUUUUAAAAAGCUAAAUUAAAAAAAAGUUAAGGUAAAAACCUUGAAGGUUAAAAUUUACUUUUAAAAAUUGUCCUAAAAUUAUUGUUGCUCUGUUAUUAUUUUUAUGAUGAUUAUUAUUAUUGAUUAUUAUUAUUACUAUUAUUAUUUUUAGUAUUUCUUUAUUUUAUUAUUAUUGAUUAGUAACUCAAGGAUAAUCCUAUGUGUACAUUUUAAAUGGAAGUAAACUAUAUUAUUUUGUAUGGAUUCAUUUUUCACAAGAAUACCAGUAUUAUUAUUUAAUAUUAUUUUAAUACAGUUCUGGAAACUACAUAUAUUUUAUAUUUUAAUAAAAUUAGCUAUUAAGCUAUAUUAUAAAUAUUUGUUUGUGUGUGAUAACUCAACAAAAAAAAAAAAAAGAAAAAA
This is a messenger RNA of Cinara cedri, 9429 nucleotides long. NCBI's taxonomy places the organism in Eukaryota, Metazoa, Arthropoda, Insecta, Hemiptera, Aphididae. The record is from the annotation of a GenBank genome assembly.